UUCCAGCUCCAGUACCAUAGACCACCACCAUGUCUGGUAGGUUAGGUUAGAGUUGGGCAUAAAGUGCUUAUCUCUUGCCACAGCGUCCUUCUCGAGGACCAUAGCACAAGCCUCACAGAGACACAGACCAAAGCACUAUUACUCCUCAGAACACAGUAAACUGCUGCAACAGCCAGUGAAAACUGAGAGCACGAAAGAAGAAAAUUACAGCAAAUAAACAAAGAAAAAUGGCGAAAAGUCACUCAUGGGUGGAGCGAAACUUUUUAAUGAGGUCAUACAAAGCAGAAUGUCUGAGCAUCCACAAACUCAGGCUUCUAAUUUCCUGGCGUUCCAUUCAAAAACCCAUAAGGACUCCAUCCUGAAUAAAUUUGACACAUUGAGAAAGAAAGAUAUACUUUGCGACAUAACUCUUGUUGUGGAGGACGUGCACUUUAAGGCACAUAAGGCUCUAUUGGCUGCAAGCAGCGAGUAUUUUUCAUUAAUGUUCACUGCAGAAGACCAGGCCAGCCAAUCCAUCUACAAGUUAGAAGGCAUGGCUGCGAAGACCUUUGCAACUGUGCUUGAGUUCAUCUACAGUGCACAAGUGUCUGUGGAGGAGAGCAACACUGAGCAGCUGCUUGAUGUGGCACGUUUGCUGGAGAUCAGUGAUUUGGUGAAAGCUCAUGCAGAACUUCACUUGAGCAGCUCAGCCACAGUGCUGGAUGCUUACUCAGAGGGAGGAGGUGGUGACACAAGCACAGCUGGAAUCCAUCCGAAGCGCAAAAGAGGGCGGCCAAAGAAGAACACAAAUAACCCAACAUCAGGUUCAGUGGUUCAGGAAUUGAGCCAAAAGGAGAACGGACAUCCUGCUGAAUCACAGACUGAGACCACAAAACAAAUGACACUGGAUUCAUCUGUAGAUUUUCCAGAGACUGCAGAACAUCUGUCUGAUUCUAAUCCCUUUCCCAGGGACUCAGACGAUGCUGACUAUGACCCAAAAGAGGACAGACAACGCCAUAGCAAACGCAAAAUCAGGCAGCCGGCGAAACUAAAAAGCUACAAGCUAGGAAAUGAGAUUAAUGAAGAAACAGUGCCAGGAAAAAGGGGUAGAAAAAGGAAAUACCCAGCUACAGAGCCAUGCUGUGAUGACUGUGGCAAAGUUUUUAAAAACCAUCUGUUUUUAAAAAUACAUCAGCGAACCCACACAGGUGAGAAACCUUUCAAGUGCCACAUUUGUGGGAACUGCUUCACACAAAAACACACACUUUUGGUUCAUCAGCGCAUGCAUACUGGAGAGAAGCCCUUUGUCUGCACUAUUUGCUCUAAAGCUCUUUCCACCAAACACUCCCUGCAGGAGCAUAUGAAUCUGCAUGCAGAACAGAAAUCUUUUAGCUGUGAUCAGUGUGGGAAAACCUACAGUCAAAAGAGGCAGUUGAAGAGUCAUUACCGUGUUCAUACAGGCAAAGCACUGCCUGAAUGUACACACUGUCAUCACAGGUUUAUGGACGCAGCACAACUGAAGAAGCAUCUGAGAACACACACAGGUGAGAAGCCUUUUACCUGUGAGAUUUGUGGGAAGUGUUUCACAGCCAAAAGCACACUGCAGACACACAUCAGAAUCCACAGAGGAGAAAAGCCUUAUGUGUGCAACAUCUGCAACAAGUCCUUCUCUGAUCCCAGUGCCAGAAGGCGUCAUGUAGCCUCUCACACGGGGAAAAAGCCCUUCACCUGCUCUGUGUGUAGUCUGUCAUUCGCUCGCCUGGACAACCUGAAAGCACAUGUUAAAACUCACAACAAGGAGCGUCUGGUUUCAGAGCCAACUGAAACAACCGUGGUGGAGACCACAGCAGAAACUGAGGAGAUGCAUAGCAUCCUCCAUUUGCAGCAGUACCACCCAGAACAGGAGAUCCAGCUGGUUGUCACCAGCGAAGUGGACGACAUCAACUUGGUCCAGGGCCAGAAGCAGGCCAUCAGCAUCAUCACCACUGAAGGUACCCCUGAGGAGCUGACUGCGACUGAACAGUCCCACUCCAGCCUCACUCUCCUCACCCAGCCUUCAGGGCAUGUCCAGAACCUGGCAUUGGUCACUCAGGAUGGACUAGACCCCAGUGGCCAGAUCCAAACCAUUAGUGUGGUAGAGGGCCAGGUGAGCAGUGGCCAGUCAGAGCAAAUGCAUGUCAUCACGCUGACCAAGGAAGCUAUGGAGCAGCUACAGGUUCACCACGGAGCUCCACAACAGCUACAAAUUAGCCCACAGCCCCUUCAGCAGCUACAGGUGAUCCAGCAGGCCAUCCCACAGCUUUCUAUCGCUCAGGAGCCCCCUGCUGCCGAGGUGGAGCUCACAAGGGAGCAGCAUAGCCAGGGCCACACCGGAGCCAUCCAUAUCAGCAGCCAAACCAGCCAGCCCAUCUCCAUCAGCCAAACCAGCGAGCAGAUCCCCAGUGGUCAGAUCCAGGGACAGACAUUUCAGAUCCAAGCAGGAACAGUUUCCUACCUUUACACCACCAGCCUGGCUCCACAGAACUGAUGAGCAGUCUAAACAGGUUCAUAAAUUUUUUGGGUUUGUGCUUUCAAUUGUAAUUUGAUGGAAUCAGUGUACACUUGAUUCAAAAGUAUACACUGAUUCCUCAUCUAUGAUAUAACAUCACAGUUAUUGCCCUGCAGUAAUUGUAUUGAUGUGCUGUAUUCAUAUGGAACAGAUGUACACAUUUGAAACUGAUUCCAUAUGAACAAGACUAUUACAUCACAAUUGCAGUUGCAUACAAAAGUUUAGGUACCCUGGUCAAAUUAAUGUUUUGUUGAUGAAACAGCAAAGUGAAGCUACGUUAACACAUCCUCUGCAGAUUUUACAGACAUCUACACAUUUUAUUGCACAGUUACGGUUUAUUUGCUGAAUUUAACAUAUUGGUUAUAAAUCAAACAUAAAAUGCGGCCUGUGUAAGAGUUUUCAUAUUGUAUGUUUUAUUCUUCCAGUAUAUCACAAAUAAAUAGACAUUGUGCUGUACAAUAUGCAAUAAUAUGCCAUAUAUAAGUUUGUUCCCUGUAGAGGAUGUGUGAACUUAUUUUGACUUAGAAAAUCAACCAGUUGCGUCAUUGGACCAGGGGUUUUCAAACUAUUGCAUAUUGUCCUUCGUUUUACCUGGCAACAAGUGUGUGAAUAUUUUUUUUAUAUUUUAUUCAUAGAAAACAGAUGUAUCCCCCCCCCCAACGCAA
This is a messenger RNA of Colossoma macropomum (tambaqui), 3192 nucleotides long. It is a transcript of the gene zbtb24, whose product is annotated as zinc finger and BTB domain containing 24. Gene Ontology annotation, molecular function: protein binding; DNA-binding transcription factor activity, RNA polymerase II-specific; RNA polymerase II cis-regulatory region sequence-specific DNA binding. Bases 245 to 2506 code for a protein of 753 amino acids. The record is from RefSeq and is a predicted model, not a curated record. Gene Ontology annotation, biological process: regulation of transcription by RNA polymerase II. Gene Ontology annotation, cellular component: nucleus. The transcript is spliced from 7 exons. Lineage: Eukaryota; Metazoa; Chordata; Actinopteri; Characiformes; Serrasalmidae.